AUGACAACAUAUAGCUGCGCCUGGCCGUCAGGCAUGGCCUAUAUACCAGCUUCAAGCCCCUGUGGACCCAUCAAUGAGACGAAUCCAGUCGUCUCAUGUUGCGCAGAUGGAGAUUUUUGUCUUUCUGACAAUAUCUGCGCAUAUACCUCUCAUAGUAAUGUCGGUGGGAGUGGAUACUAUUCCGCCGGCUGCUCAGAUGGGACGCUUAUGGAAAAGGGCUCAAGCUCGGCGUGCUCAAAUCGAUGUGCCGAUACUGGUCUGCCCGACGUUGUUUAUGACAGUUCAUCUGGUUCCUGGAAAUGCUGUGGAGGAAAUGAGAGUGAACGAAAAUGCCAGUCACCAACGAACGAGACGUUCAUUGGGGGUGCUCCUUCGAAUCUUUUCACGAUAUGGGUUGCUGGAUCUAGUACAACGAUAGCAUCGACAUCGACAUCGGCAUCCACGUCAACUACUUCUAAAACGACAUCUCCAUCUACGUCCACAUCGUCAUUGACGUCAACAUCAACAUCCUCAACAUCCUCAACAUCCACAACGUCAACCACGAUAUCGAUAUCAUCAGCAUUAUCAACAACAAUGGCAUCCGCAACUACAACCCCAACCCCAACUACGUCGCCUACUUCAACCGCCGAAAUACACACCCCUAACACCAGCCGCCCUUCAGAGCUAUCAGUCGCAGCCAAGACAGGCAUCGGGAUCGGUGCGGGCGUAUUAGUGCUUGUUCUUCUUGCUUUCAUAUCGUUAUAUUUCCACCACCGUCGUCGCCGGCAACGAGCCGUUAAACUUCAGGAUAUAGCGCCGACAAAGGGAUACCCAAUGUCAUCGUCAUCAGCUAAAACACUAUAUGAACUACCUCCGACGCCUAAACCACAGGAGCUUCCACCGAAUACCAGGCCAUUGGCUGAGCUAUAUUAA
Messenger RNA from Talaromyces marneffei, 912 nucleotides. RefSeq lists its product as uncharacterized. NCBI's taxonomy places the organism in Eukaryota, Fungi, Ascomycota, Eurotiomycetes, Eurotiales, Trichocomaceae. The record is from RefSeq and is a predicted model, not a curated record. The transcript is spliced from 2 exons. Bases 1 to 912 code for a protein of 303 amino acids.